AAAAAUGGCCGCUCAAGGGAAUAACUCGAAUUUGUGUGAUGAUUUUGAAGCCGCUUUUCAAAGUUGUUUUUCAACACUGAUAAACCAAGACAGUACCUGUGAGUCAGAUGAGAUCAAGACAAGUGUUGAGCAGUCCAUUCAGAAGUUUCUUGACUCAGCCAAGCAACUGGAGAGUCACUUCCUUCAACAGAGAUUGGUGCUCUCAAUGAAGAAGCCAGAGCAAAUUGUAAAAGAGGAUAUCAGCGACAUUCGUUCCGAAUUAAGUCGUAAGGAUGCAUUGCUCCAAAAACACUAUGAGAAACUGGCAGCUUGGCAGACAAAAUUGCGUAAUAUCCAAGGAUCUCAACCCCCUCAGCAGUCAGUCCAGCUGCCACCUCAAGCCCAGCCAGGGCCAACGAGCAUGCCAAAUCCACAGCAGUCACCCAACAUAACGCAUCAAGUGAUGUCUCCUCAUGGACAGCAGCUCCACCAUCAGCCCCACCCAAUGCACCCCCCACAUACUCCCCCAACAUCGCAAGGGGUGCAGUUCUCACAAGGACCUCUUGCAUAUCUUGAACGUACCACUUCUAACAUUGGUUUGCCUGAGAGUAGAUGACCCUUCCCUUAGGGGGAGGGGGCCCUUGGUGUUUCUGGGUGCUGAUGAUGCAACCCGUUAGACUGGAUUGUGGAAGGUCAUCAUGUUCAUGGCUGCCAAGUACGUGUAUGUAGACAUUUCUCAAAGUUGUCUUUUGCCAGCUUGAAAGUUUUUGAUGUUAUGUCUAAUGAAUGUGAAUGAUCAUCUAGUGGAUGAGUUCUGUGAGAGUGUCCUGGUCAUCUGGAUGAAGGUGACCAUUAGAUUGUACUCAAUUUGAAGGGCAGCGCAAAAUUAGCAGGGCCAAAUAAACUGUAUGCAUGGCAACUAAUGCCCAGAUUCACUGGUUGUACUGCUACAAUGUAUGGCUGAGAUAUGUGUUGGUGAGACAUGUACCUGUAGGAUGUACGACACACCACUGCCUACAAACUAAAUCAAACUGCAUCAACUCUGAAUAUGUUAUGACAUAUUACAUGUAUGUCUUGAUAAAUGUUAUGAGUGUCAUUUGUACUUGUGCAUCGAUGUACUGCAAAUAAACCAGUAUUUUUAUACCUUUA
Lineus longissimus is the source of this 1128-nucleotide messenger RNA. Its product is annotated as mediator of RNA polymerase II transcription subunit 28-like. NCBI's taxonomy places the organism in Eukaryota, Metazoa, Nemertea, Pilidiophora, Heteronemertea, Lineidae. The record is from RefSeq and is a predicted model, not a curated record. The transcript has 4 exons. Gene Ontology annotation, cellular component: mediator complex. Bases 5 to 595 code for a protein of 196 amino acids.